GAACAUACGAAUUUUAAAAUUUCGUCAAAUCUUGAGAGAUCACUUUUCUAUGUUGGUAACGUAGAUAUCAUCCAGGUUUUAUCUAGGUCACAAUGGAGCACGGGCAAUACCUUAGAUUCCUACGCCCGUAUCUUUUCCAAUUGCCAUCAUCUAAGGCUACUGUGUAUGCGCGGCUCUUUUCUGCUGGUCGCUAUCAUCCUGUAAAAGUGAGAAAUUCACAAUGCUUGGGGUUCCAAAGCACAUCUCGCAGAGUUUUACAUGCCUCUACGGCCAAAAGGUUCACCAGCUCCGAUUCCAAGCCAUCGGUGGAAAACACCGUUGCCUUAUCAAGUCGUCAAGUUACUAUUGAUAAGCGUGUUCAGAAGCUAAAAGAAUACGAUGCUCUUCAUUACCCAAGACUCGGACCACGGCCUAACCGCAUGAGCAUACCCAGCUUUCGAGACAAGUAUAGGGACGCAAAGACUGUAUCGAGUACCGAGGAAGUCGUCUUAGAAGGUCGGGUCUUGUCAGUUAGACGGUCUGGGUCCAAGUUAGUCUUCUUCAAUAUCAUGGGCGAGCAACGACAGGUUCAAGUCAUGGUUAGUUUAAGCCAGCUUUCUGAUCCGGCACUUGAACCUCGGCACUUCAAGGAUGCCCUGCACCCUUUCCUCCGUGGCGAUAUUGUCUCAGUCAAAGGCGUAGCAACGCGAACAGAAGCAGGUGAAUUGACGUUACAAGCAACCGAACUACCUACCAUUCUAAGUCCCGGCGUGGCACCACUACCCGAAAUGUUAGUUGACCAGGAAACUAUGGUGUUGAAUAGGCACGUCGAUUAUUUGGUUAACGACCGAGCCGUUGACACACUCCGUGUUCGCUCCCGUAUCUUGAAGUGCAUGCGAGAUUUCUUCUAUGAGCGAGACUUCAUAGAAGUUCAAACACCAAUAUUAGCGGACCAUGCCGGUGGAGCAAUCGCCCGACCAUUUGUGACAUCAGCUACUGAGCUCCCGCGAAAAGAACUCGCGUUGCGCAUUGCCCCUGAGCUGUGGCUCAAGCGUUUAGUUGUCGGCGGCAAUGAUAAAGUCUUCGAAAUUGGUCCCGCUUUCCGAAAUGAGGGCAUUGACACUGGCCAUAACCCUGAAUUUACCAUGUGUGAAUUCUACUCUGCUUACUCCAACUUAAGCGACCUGAUUUCCAUGACCGAAGGUCUCAUGACUCGCGUCUUUAAUGAUCCUUACGAUGCUAUGUUCCCGGGGCUUCGCUCUCUUGAACAGACAAGGAUCAAGCUACCCACUGAGAGCUGGAAGCAAGUCGAGUUCAUCCCAGCCUUGGAAGAGAUCCUUGGUAUCAAGUUCCCGGAUCUUUCGGACCCCAAUUCACUUCCCACGCUCAUUAAACUCGCGGAAGAGGUAGCGAAAAUUACACCAGGACCAACCCCGACAAUGGCUAAAAUCCUAGAUGAGCUUGCUAGCAAAUACCUAGAGAAGGAUUCUGCAGAGUCUCCUCUAUUCAUCAUCCAUCACCCUGCUUGCAUGUCCCCCCUCUCCAAGUCUUUCACCUGUCCCAAGACCGGCCAGCUCGUAUCUGCUCGCGCCGAGCUAUUCAUCAGGGGCCGCGAGAUCGCAAACAUGUACGAGGAGGAAAACGACCCGUUCGAGCAACGGCGAAAAUUCCAGCUGCAAGUGGAAUCAAAGAAUGGUAACUUGGCAGCAGAUAAUGAAAUAGACGAGAGCUACGUUCAAGCUUUGGAGUACGGACUACCACCGACAGGGGGGUGGGGAUGUGGCAUUGAUAGGCUUGUCAUGCUGCUCUCUGGGGCGCCGAGGAUCGGCGACGUCCUUAGUUUUGGAACUUUGAAGAAUGUUGUGUCGAUACGUCAAGCUGCCAAGGAUUCUUGAGGUCUUGCAAAGAGAGUUGAAGCUGUAUAUUAGAUGAUGAUGAGAUGAUACCCUUUAUUUAUGAAUAAUAUUCAGUCUCGACUGUGUUAUUCGAUAGUUCGAGCU
This is a messenger RNA of Annulohypoxylon maeteangense, 1979 nucleotides long. Its product is annotated as lysyl-tRNA synthetase. Gene Ontology annotation, molecular function: tRNA binding; ATP binding; lysine-tRNA ligase activity. The transcript is spliced from 2 exons. The record is from RefSeq and is a predicted model, not a curated record. The coding region runs from base 93 to 1874 and encodes 593 amino acids. Gene Ontology annotation, cellular component: cytoplasm; mitochondrion. Lineage: Eukaryota; Fungi; Ascomycota; Sordariomycetes; Xylariales; Hypoxylaceae. Gene Ontology annotation, biological process: mitochondrial lysyl-tRNA aminoacylation.